UGCUCACCACCUUUGCAUCAUUUCCUGGCCUGCGCGCAUCUUGGCUGCUGGUGAGCAUACGCUGCCAGUUCUUGGGCCGCGGAACAAGCAUCUGCGCUUCUUCUUGGUGAUAUACCUGCCUACCUUGUAUGUAAUAUAUACUACUACAUCUAUAUCAUAUCAUGGGUUCCCAAGUGCAGGACGAGUUCACAGUGCUGGUCACUGGAUUCCAGCCUUUCCGGGCUGAAUAUCCCGUCAACCCGUCGUGGGAAAUCGCAAAGUCUCUGCCGGAAUACCUCCCGGCGCUGAGGGCAAAGGACCCCAACUCACGAUAUGCCGUCAACACGCCGCCCGUCCGCAUUGUGGUGCAUCCCGAGCCCAUCCGAGUCAGCUACAAGUCGGUCAGAGAGCUGGUGCCGUCCUUUUGGGAGGAGACGUAUGCCGGCCGCAAGAUUGAUCUCGUCAUCCACAUCGGCAUGGCGGGGCCGCGGCCCAUGUAUCAGAUUGAGAGCCGUGGACAUCGCACAGGGUACAAGAGCCUCGACGUCGAUGGCCGGCACCUCGACGCACUGGAGGGCGAGCGAGGCGAGGACUGGAUCUGGCACGGUCUGCCGGAUACGCUGAGGACCGACUUGAACUUGCAAGACAUUUGGGAGCGGUGGCAGCAGCACAGCUCGAUUGAUGCGGAUCUCCGGAUCUCAGAUGACGCUGGUCGCUAUCUCUGCGACUUCAUCUACUACUCAAGUCUGGCAACCUGCUAUAAACAAAACAAGCCGAGGAAAGUCUUGUUUUUCCACGUGCCUGCGGAUCCUGCUCAAGGGAUGCUCAAGCAAGGACAAGAGUUGGCCGUCAAUCUCAUCCGAGCCAUAGUGGAGAGUGAGGUGGCGGCCCGUGAUCAGGACGCGGCGUAGGUAGCACUUAUUUCUGGUUUGGGCAAUUAGUAGUGCUUUCUGACUAUGGUAUAAUGGCGUUGAGGGCUUGUCUUGUUGAAACAGCAAAGAUGAACGCCCUUGGCUGAAUAUGGGCACAAGGAAAGACAAGAGAAGA
Trichoderma asperellum CBS 433.97 is the source of this 1026-nucleotide messenger RNA. RefSeq lists its product as uncharacterized. The record is from RefSeq and is a predicted model, not a curated record. Gene Ontology annotation, molecular function: pyroglutamyl-peptidase activity. Gene Ontology annotation, cellular component: cytosol. NCBI's taxonomy places the organism in Eukaryota, Fungi, Ascomycota, Sordariomycetes, Hypocreales, Hypocreaceae. Gene Ontology annotation, biological process: proteolysis.